This is a messenger RNA of Dracunculus medinensis (Guinea worm), 396 nucleotides long. NCBI's taxonomy places the organism in Eukaryota, Metazoa, Nematoda, Chromadorea, Rhabditida, Dracunculidae. The record is from the annotation of a GenBank genome assembly.
ACCAAUGUUCCAUUAUGUACUUGGUGUUCUGAGAAUAAAAUAGAAGUGCUUUUAUUACCUUGCGCUCAUGCUGUCUGUUGCAAUUCAUGCAAACAAAAAUAUAUUGAUAUUGAACAAAAUAAAAAUACGUUGUUAAGCUCCAAACGAAAUGUAGUUUGUCCAAUUUGUCGGAAAAAAGUGAUAGAAUUCGCAUUUAUAUGGUUCUUUUCGAAUAGUUGCAGUCUUUGUGGAUGUAAUACUCUUAAUGCUGUUGCUGGCGGACCAAACGGUUGUGGUUGCGUUAUUGGUUGUUAUGAAAAAGCAAUUGAAUGGCGAAAAGAGAGAAAAAGCUGUCCAAUUUGUAAUCACCCUUUAGACGAAAUUAUCAAAAUUUUUAUUCAAGCUGAUAUUAGUUAA